AACUGAGUUCCGAAUUGAGUCAAAUAAUCGAUGCUCUACUGUACUUGCAAAUUCUAUCAGCUAAUGGAAAAUGAAUAUUUGGAAUUUGAGUUGGAACAUGAUAUUGAUAAUGCAUUUAAAUUUGUGGUGAAAUUAGGAUUUCAACAAACAGAAUCAGUAUGUAAAUUGUGUGCUAAUACAUGUAAAUUAUACUAUCAAAGUGACUGAAAAUCUUAUUUUUUAAGAUGUAGUAAAUGUGUAACUAAGUAUUCAGCAUUUGAAGGAACAUUUAAGAGCAAAUUUGGUAAUAUUUCUUGGGAGUGUCUUCUGUCAUUUAUUUGGCACUACCUUUAUCUCGAAUGUACUGCUAAUAAUGCUGCUUUUGCGGCAGGUAUAUCUAAAAAGGCAAGCAUCGAUUGGUCAAAUCAUAUAAGAUUAGUUAUGCUUAUAUCAUUGAAUAAUACGACUUCAUUUAAAAUAGGAGGUCCAAACAAGACUGUUGAAAUAGAUGAAAGUGUUAUAUGCAAACGAAAAUAUGAAAAAGGUCGUAUAUUGAAAUCAACUAAAUGGAUUGUAGGAGGAAUCUGUAAGGAGGAUAAAAAUUGCUUUAUUUGUCAUGUUAAAGAUAGAUCAGAAAAUACUUUAAAUUGGGUAGUGUAUAAAUAUGUAAAAUCUGGAAGUGUAAUAAUAACUGAUGAAUGGAGAAGUUAUAAUCAUAUAGACGAUAUCAAAGGAUUAAAUAUUGAACAUAAAACAGUGAAUCAUUCCAAAAAUUUUGUGAACCCUAAAACAGGCGACAAUAUCCAAAAUAUCGAAAGGUUAUGGGGAUAUUUAAAAAAUAAAAAACACCUGCCAAAGCAUUACACAAAUGAUCUAUCUGAUUCUUACUUGUAUAUGUUUAUGUAUAAAAAGUUUAUGAAUUGGCCAAACAGAAAUCCAGAAGAAAGAUUUCAAAUUUUUGCAAAACAUUUGUCUAUGAUAUAUCCUGGUACUGGAAAAACAUCAAAAUGGCUUGAACUUGAAACCGAUCCGUCUGCACUAGUUUCAAAUAUAAAUAAAAAUAAAACUCAGAAAUUGGAGAAGAAAAAGGAAAAGUUAACAUCAAAAAUGAAUACAAAAUCAAAGAAAAGUUUGUGUACAAGUUCAAAAGAAUCGACAAGAUCUGUGAAGAAAAGACCUACAACUAGUAAAGAAGAAUAUAACAAUGUUGGAAAGAUAUGUAGGAAGGUUAAAAAACAGACGGAUUAAUGUGAGUAAUAUUUUGUUUAAUUUAGUUUUGGAGUCAUGUGAACUCCAAUUAAAUAACCGGUUACAGUGCAGACUCAUUACUAAGUCAAAAUGUAACGAAGUGACUGGAAGCGCCGCCAUCUUGGAACCAUAAGUAAUAUUAACCGAUAAUUUUCAUAGUUGAUAAUGUUCUUAUAAAAUAAUGAAAAUCAUUACUGAAUAAAAAUUUUAAUUUGGUUUCUAGAAUUAAACAUUUUUUCUCAUCUUUUUAAAUAUG
Centruroides sculpturatus (bark scorpion) is the source of this 1483-nucleotide messenger RNA. RefSeq lists its product as uncharacterized. The record is from RefSeq and is a predicted model, not a curated record. The coding region runs from base 421 to 1227 and encodes 268 amino acids. NCBI's taxonomy places the organism in Eukaryota, Metazoa, Arthropoda, Arachnida, Scorpiones, Buthidae. The transcript has a single exon.